Molecule: messenger RNA, 1637 nt
Organism: Mytilus trossulus (common blue mussel)
Lineage: Eukaryota; Metazoa; Mollusca; Bivalvia; Mytilida; Mytilidae
Exons: 3
Coding region: 301-804 (167 amino acids)
Cellular component (GO): membrane
Source: RefSeq, a predicted model, not a curated record
CUUACAUUGUAGUUCGUUGAGCGAAUGUGAAGUCAGAUUUUCUUCAAAUGUAUAUGCUUCGUCCGUGGAUUUGAACUAGGUGAAAGCAUAUAUGCAUAUAUUAGCUCGGCUGACAUUUGUAAGCUGUCGCUAGGUUACUGUUUGUUGUGUUUAUUUGUUUUAACAACGCUUUUUUGGUUUGGGAAAGGUCAAGGGAGCAUCCGCUUUGUAUAAAGUUUAUUUCGAAUUUUUUAUUUCCAUUUAGGAAUAUUAAAGGUAACCGAAGAACACUGCCCGUUUUGAUAUACAACUAAUUAAAAGAUGGAGAUAGCUGGAAUACCCAUGCUUACUUUUGUAGGCUUCAUUUUAACAAUUGUUGCGUUAGUGAUCGAUUUAAUUGGUUUUGCUGCUCCUUAUUGGUGGUAUGUUUCAGUAGGAAAUGCAAAAACGUAUGCCGGUCUCUGGAAAUAUUGUGGUGGUUAUUCGGGAGCAUCAACAUCUUGUGUUGACUAUGUAGACUUAGAAAACAUAGAAUCAUGGCGAAAAGCUGUUCAAGCCAUGGAGACCAUUGGUUUCUUAUGUCUAAUUGCUGCACUUGUUGUCGUCAUAUUGAAACUAUUCGUCUUAAAAGAUAAACCAAUUCUAAAAUGGGUAGCUGUUGGAUGCUUAGCUGCAGCAGCGGCAUUCAUUCUGAUUGGAGUUUGCAUAUUUGGAGGAGAAGCAUCAACACUUGAAACUGAUAAUCUACAUUUUGCCUUUGCCUUUGUGAUAAUUGCUGCUAUAGUUGCCAUCGUAGCGUCCAUUAUGUUUUGUUUGGACAAGUAACAUAACAUUCUAUAGAGUAAAACGACAUUAGAAAUUUUAUAUAAAUUAAUUCUGUUCCAAUUAAUUUAAAAUGAAGUUUGGAAAUUAGUGCGAAGUACUUGCUACAUUUUGUAGUAUCGUUUUAGAAUUAUACUUACUGCCGGUGUGACAUUAUAUGACUAUAAAGGAGAAGGUCCGAUAAGGACCGAUUUUGGCUUUAAAUUUCAGGUUCAUCUGACGAAAGAUUUUGACUACUUAAAAGUGUCUAUUUCAUUUCAAUAAACUAAUUUAUGAGAAAGAUUUGAACUGAUUUAGUCAUAAAUACGAUCUGAUUCAAGCUCAAAUAUGAAAAAUCUACAAUGUAUGCCGAAAAGAAUGUCACUUUUCAGAUGGUUUUUGUCAAAAAUGAAAGUGGUCGCAUCCGUGUUCAUCCUCAACCUUUAUACAUGUUAUGUAUUAUCAUAAAAUACAACUUACAUUUCAAUAUAAAGGAUGAACACGAAUGCGGCCACUUUCGUUUUACACGAAAACCGUCUAAAAUUUAACUAAAAUGCUAGAGUUGUAAAGAUUAUAGUAAUUUAGCAUCACUUAAAUGGUGCUAGUACCCGAUAUAUGUGCAUUGUAUUAUCAAAAACAGCCCAUAGUCAUGUAGCAGAAGCAUUUUACUGUCCAAUAAAUAACUAAAAGUUUACAUUUUAAACAACUUUAUAAAACUACUAUAUUUUGGGGCCAAAUAGGGGUCUUACUGGACCUACUCCUUCUCUAAGAGUAACAGUACACAUGCUUGACUAACAGAUAUGUAUGCCUUAGUGUUCAAAUUGAUUUUGUAGCUUUAAUAAAUAAGUUUUUCCGUA